UCGUCCGUAUCUGAACUGCUUUUAUUAUCAAUUGCGAAAUCAUAAUAAGAGUAAAUAAUAAAUAAGAGAUCAUCAUAAUAGGAAGAAGUCAGAACACCUUGGGUUUGUUUUUUUUCCCACUCUUAAAUAAAAAGGCAGAUUUCCCGAUGAUCACUGAAAUUAUAACGACAGCGAUUGAUCGGAGGGCUUGCAAAGGAAAAGAAAAAAAAAAUCAUCAUCAUUGGUCCUAAAAACGCAACCGUUCCCCUUUGCUCACUUGGCACAAUAGAAAUUGACUGUCUCUCAAAGAGCCAUGCGCCUAGUGCUAUUUAUAGCCAGGGGCUGUGUUGGAAGAUACCAUUAAGCUUCUCCCGGGCAGACAGACAGGGGGGUGGUUGGAUGGGAGGAGGGGGUUUAGCUAGAGUAGAGGCAAAAGCAAUCCCCCACCCCCAGCCUCCCUUCCCCGCACACACACACAUCCACACACUCACACCCCACCCCCUAGUCUGGCUGGGAAUUUGAACCGAUCCAGCCUGUUUAAACGGAAAGGACACAGAUCUUCAAUGUAAAAAAAAAAUCAGAUCAGACCCAGAGAGAGAGAGAGACGGAGAGGGAGGAGUGUGUGUGUGUGUGAGUGUGUGUGUGUGUGUGUGAAAGAGGGAGAGGGAGCGAGAGAGCGAGAGAGAGAGAGAGGGAGAGAGAGGGAGAGAGGGAGGGAGAGAGAAAAGAAGAGGGGGAAAAAAAGGAAAGAAGAUUUUCUCUAUGUAUAUAAAGAUGGCCACGUUAGCAAACGGACAACCAGACAAUACCAGCCUGAGUAGCAAUCACAGCAACCCCAGCACCAACGGGCAUAUGAACGGAUUAAACCAUAGUCCCGGAAACCCAUCCACCAUCCCAAUGAAGGACCACGAUGCCAUUAAGCUCUUUAUUGGGCAGAUCCCCCGUAACCUGGACGAGAAAGACCUCAAACCGCUCUUCGAGGAGUUCGGGAAGAUCUAUGAACUGACGGUACUGAAGGACAGGUUCACUGGCAUGCACAAAGGCUGUGCCUUCCUAACAUACUGCGAAAGGGAGUCUGCUCUAAAGGCCCAGAGUGCACUGCAUGAACAGAAGACACUGCCAGGGAUGAACAGACCGAUCCAGGUGAAGCCAGCGGACAGCGAAAGCCGAGGAGAAGACAGAAAACUCUUUGUGGGCAUGCUCAACAAGCAGCAGUCAGAAGAUGAUGUGCGCAGGCUAUUCGAGGCAUUUGGCAACAUUGAGGAGUGCACAAUCCUUCGGGGACCCGAUGGCAACAGCAAAGGGUGUGCAUUUGUGAAAUACUCUUCACAUGCGGAGGCCCAAGCAGCCAUCAAUGCCUUGCAUGGCAGCCAGACAAUGCCGGGAGCUUCUUCAAGCCUGGUGGUGAAGUUUGCAGAUACGGACAAGGAGCGUACAAUGAGGCGCAUGCAGCAAAUGGCAGGACAAAUGGGCAUGUUCAACCCCAUGGCCAUCCAGUUUGGAGCAUAUGGCGCCUACGCACAGGCACUGAUGCAGCAGCAAGCCGCGAUCAUGGCGUCGGUGGCGCAGGGUGGCUACCUGAACCCCAUGGCAGCCUUUGCCGCAGCCCAGAUGCAGCAGAUGGCGGCUCUAAACAUGAACGGCUUGGCGGCCGCCCCCAUGACUCCAACCUCAGGUGGAAGCACGCCUCCUGGCAUAACUGCACCAGCUGUGCCUAGCAUCCCAUCUCCAAUUGGGGUGAAUGGUUUCACUGGCCUCCCGCCCCAGGCUAAUGGGCAGCCCGCCGCAGAAGCCGUGUUUGCUAAUGGCAUCCACCCUUACCCAGCACAGAGCCCCACUGCAGCAGAUCCCUUGCAGCAAGCCUACGCUGGAGUGCAGCAGUAUGCAGGUCCUGCUUAUCCUGCUGCUUAUGGCCAGAUUAGCCAAGCGUUCCCACAGCCACCUCCUAUGAUCCCACAGCAACAGAGAGAAGGACCAGAGGGCUGUAACCUGUUUAUCUACCAUCUGCCCCAGGAGUUUGGGGAUGCUGAGCUGAUGCAGAUGUUCCUGCCUUUCGGUAAUGUCAUCUCCUCGAAAGUGUUUGUGGAUCGGGCGACAAACCAAAGUAAAUGCUUUGGUUUUGUGAGUUUUGACAAUCCUGCCAGUGCCCAAGCUGCUAUCCAGGCUAUGAAUGGCUUCCAGAUUGGCAUGAAGAGGCUGAAGGUGCAGCUGAAGAGGCCAAAGGAUGCUAAUCGUCCCUACUGAAGAGUUAUGGGAAACACUGGAUACAAAGCACUAGCACAGGGCAGCAGCUGAAUGGGCCACAUUUAGAAAAAAAAAAAAAAAGUAUAUAUAUAUUAAAAAAAAACGGGAACUGUUGGAUUACACCUUUGACAUAUCAGCAAAUAUCAAUCAAGCUGAAGACUUCAGACUUAUUCUCUCUUUGAUUGUUUAGACUGUAACAUUUCUUCAAGAAAAGUAUCACAUCUGCUGACUUCGAAGGACAUGCGCUUGAAAACAAACAAACAAACACAUAAGUAAAAUCAGAACAGGAACAAGAUCAACCAGGAUUUCUGAAGAGACACUGAUAUCACCACAGCGGCUUUUCUUCAAACAGGAGAUGCAAACCUGGAUACUGACAAAGGAGUGCCUGUUUGUCACCAAGGAUGCGGUUACCAUGUGUGACCCAUGGUAACAGUCACUGAGCAUCUUUAUCUGUCAUUCCUUAGCUAUAUAGGGACCAAAGGACAAAACUUUUUACCGCAGACUUGUAGCUGUAUGUAAAAUAUGGAAGUUCUUUCCUUUUCUCUGAGCUGUUCCUAAAACAGUUUUUGAGAGCGAUUAUAAGAAAUAUAUAAAAACUAAAAAAAAAAUGCUUAAAUGCUUUUAAAAUGGCAAGAUAAUAGUUCUUUGAUACUUUGGGAGGUUCUUUGGUUAUACAUUAAUUAGAGUCUAUGAAGCUUUCAUAUGGUUUUCUGUAUAAUACGUAAGGAUUGUGCUGUUAAAGGCAGGUAAGAUGGAUAUCUAUGAAAAGCAAAAAAGUAAAUAAAUAAAUACAUAAAUAAUUACAUUAAAAGGCAUAGAGAAAAGAAAGGAAAGAUGGUUGAUAUUAAAUGGAAAACAGAAAAGGUUUGUAAAUGCUUCUAACUCUCCCCAUUUAAAAUCCUAAUAGUUGUACAGAAUUUAAAAAAAGAAAGUUUAAAAUACCUAUAUAAUAGAAAAAAAUUAGACAACAUAAAAAAAACAAAAAAGAAAAAAAAAAAAACAAAAAAACACAAAAAGGCAAAAAAAAAUACUACAUAGAAGUUAGCGUUAAUGCUAAAAACAAAGAUGUUGUAGAACUGUAAUUUUUGUAGAGUUUAGAUUGAGCAUAAAUUCCUACUCUUUGCCAAUUGCUGUUGAAUGCUGUUAUUUAUCAAGGAGAAAAAGGAGAUAAAUGGACAUGUUGGCAGCUUUUUAAACUGCAAACAUUCCAGCUAUUAAAAAAAUAAACAAAACAAAACUCGAUUCUGUAGACAAUGCAAAUGGGAAACAAAACAGCUGUCUUUUUAUCAGACGUUAGUUCUAACUUGAACAACAAAACACAGCUAAACGCUUCAUGUCUUCAUGAUCUGCUGUCCGCAAGAUUCCCAUCAUCCUAUGCUUCAGUAGCUUCCAUAUUUGCUCUAGAAACCUUCAGGGCAAGGAAUUAGCCUAGAACCUUAAUCUUAAAAAAGAAAAAAAAAAAAAAAAGAAAAAAAAAAGAAAAAACCAUAAAAUAAUAAAAAAAAAAACACAACCAAACAAUAAAAUAAGAAACAAUCUCUUGAAGAACUUCUGAAACUGUUUACAAGGAAUUUUGAAAAACAGGGGGAUGUUUAAAAAAAUAAAAGAUGCUGGCUCUGAUUUUCUGUAAAUAAAUUUGCAUAUUUUGUAGGACUUUUAAUUGUAAUGAUAGAGAAAAACAAGGAAAACUAUUUAAUGAAAGCACGAUAUUUAUCUUUGGUAAAUGACUUUAGAGCAGUUAAAAAAUAAGACAUUGCUUUAAAAAUCUGACUCAGAAAAAACAAUUAAUUAUUUAAGAACACAUAUAUUUUAAAGUAUAUCAUAUUUAUUAUAAUUUAUUUUCACAGUCUUAAAACUUGAUUUACAUCAUUCACACUUGUUUGCAUCAAUUGACCAGUGUGAUAAUUGUUUCUGAUUCUUUAUUUGGUUUUACUCUGUUUUAAUAUUCUUGCUUGUUUUUCUUAGUAUUUUUUAUCUUGAUCUCAGACUUUCUUCCUUUCUCUUUCUUUUUCUUUUUAUUUUAUAAUUUUAUUUUAAUUUUAAUUCCCUAUUGGGCUUGAUCUUACAGUCCUUACUCUGUCAGAACUCCCACUGGGACGUAGCGGGUAUUUUGCCCAAGUAAGGACAGCCAGACUGAGCCCACGGCUAGGAAGUACAGAUGUGUAACGCAGCUGCAGUUCCAUACAACUGCUCUUUCACUCUCAAUUCCCUAAAACUCCUUGUAAUCUUCUGUAAUUAUUGAAUGACGCUUUCCAGCUUAGCCCUAAAUAAA
Phalacrocorax carbo (great cormorant) is the source of this 4495-nucleotide messenger RNA. The record is from RefSeq and is a predicted model, not a curated record. NCBI's taxonomy places the organism in Eukaryota, Metazoa, Chordata, Aves, Suliformes, Phalacrocoracidae.